UAAUGACAGAGGGAAGUGUUUUCUUCCUUUCACCUUGUUUCGCCGGGCACCCUUACUUGAUAGUAAACUUUGAACGUUACGAUAGUUUAUUUCGAUUAACAACAGAGCACUCAAAAGAGAAUCCUGCCUUUGUGGAACGCCGGUAGCAUUCUGCAAUGUUACGUAUUGUAAUGAAAAUUAUAUGAUUUUAAAUAUGGUACUCUGUAACAUAAAGUAGAGAAUAAUUAGCUGUCAACAGAAAAGCGUUGAUAAAAAUAAGUUUCAAACAAUCCUUAACCAAUCACUAUAAUGUUUUUGAUGAAAAACGAAGUUUUCUCGAGAGUGAUAUUGACUGGAUCUAUAGGUAUUUGCUCGUACAUUGGUGAUCAACGUUUAUACUAUGGAAAAGCCGCUUGGUCGCGCGCAAUUUUUGACAAUGUUACUCACGCAAUUGUUGGUGGACUUACUUGGACACUUAUCUUACAUUUAUCGAGAAAGUCUCUCAUUCAAAAUUUUUCAAGUAUCUUCUGGUGUUUUUUUUUAUCGUCUUUUAUCGACGUAGAUCACUUUAUUGCAGCAUGUAGUUGGAAAUUAAGCGAUGCAACACAUUUACAAAAAAGACCAUUUAUGCAUUGUACCACUCUGCCUAUAGCGUUGUGGCUUAUGCUUAAUUUUUACUCCAGCGUAUUUAAUCAUCCGAAGCUUAGUUAUUAUUCGUGGAUGAUGUUAGCAAGUUUCUUGAGCCAUCAUAUACGAGAUGGUACAAGAAGGGGUUUGUGGUUUUGUCCUAUAGGUUCUACGCAGCCUAUUCCUUAUUAUUUAUAUUUAAGUAUGAGUAUGAUGCUUCCUCAUGUGCUACAAUGGCUUAUGACAUCAUCUAUGCAAGAAUUUAAGAGUUACGAUAAUGUGACAUUGAUCAAUAUUGUGCACUCUGUGUAAAAAUAUUUACUAAAUGUAAGUGUACAUAUGUAUAUAUCGACAAAUUUUAUAAUGUAAUUUUUGCAUUU
Molecule: messenger RNA, 986 nt
Organism: Colletes gigas
Lineage: Eukaryota; Metazoa; Arthropoda; Insecta; Hymenoptera; Colletidae
Product: transmembrane protein 267
Exons: 3
Coding region: 289-918 (209 amino acids)
Source: RefSeq, a predicted model, not a curated record